This is a messenger RNA of Plasmodium cynomolgi strain B, 915 nucleotides long. RefSeq lists its product as hypothetical. The record is from RefSeq and is a predicted model, not a curated record. NCBI's taxonomy places the organism in Eukaryota, Apicomplexa, Aconoidasida, Haemosporida, Plasmodiidae. The transcript has 2 exons. The coding region runs from base 1 to 915 and encodes 304 amino acids.
AUGAACAUUACAAAUAACAACUCCCAAAAAGCGUACUAUAGAAAGGACACCAUUGUCACAUUAGGCGUGAGACAUAGGAGAUUGUUAAUGGAAGAAGCAGAUGAACAUUUUCAACAAAGAUGCCCACCAUUAAAGGGUAAAAUUCAAAAUUUACUAAAAGGAGAUGUUCAAAUAUUUCGACAUCGCUUGGACGAAUUAAAACAGGAUGACUCUUCUCGAAAGGAAUUCAACCCAUUCAUAACUGAUUGUCUAUUUCAAAAAAAAGUUGAAUCAUCAAAGGAGGUAUGUAAUAAAAAAACCUUGGAUACAUUCGAUUCUACAAUCAAUUAUUACGACCCAUUUGAUGCGUUAAAGGGUGAUUAUGACGAGGGCUCUAAAAAAACGCUGGAUGAUUCAAAACGUGAUGAUAGUAGCGAAACAGAAGAAGAAGAGGAAAGGCAAAAGAGUUUCGACUCACUGGAACAUCCCUCUCAAGGAAAAAAAAAAAGUGCGUCAAUAAUGCCUACAUUUUUAAAAGAACUGGAUGACCACUUUGAAUUCGAAAUGUAUUACUUUCUAAAAGGUAUGUCAAAUGCCAAUCCGUAUUUUAUGAAGGGUCAGGGUAAAUUUCAAAAAUUAGCACAUUCUAUGAAAAGAUACAAGUUAUUUCUUCCUCUAUUCGCAAUUCCGUUAGCUUCGUUUGUAUUAAAAAUGACCUACACAAUUGCAAAGGGCAUUCUUCCGUCUUCGUUUUCAUUAUUUGCUUCUUACUCCUCUAUACUCCUUGCGGGCGUAGCUGCCAUAAUGGCAUUAUACUAUCUUUACAAAAUAGUAAAAAUAUACUAUAUAGGUCACGUUUUCAAAAAAUUCAACAAUUCUAUUAUCGGCGUACAGAAUUUACAUCCCAAAAAAGACGUUCUUCUCAUAAGUCUUUAA